Messenger RNA from Saccoglossus kowalevskii, 2282 nucleotides. RefSeq lists its product as uncharacterized. The record is from RefSeq and is a predicted model, not a curated record. Lineage: Eukaryota; Metazoa; Hemichordata; Enteropneusta; Harrimaniidae.
AUGUACUUUAUAUUCAUCAAACCACCAGGCACUGAAAGACGAUGGUGUGGUUCUGGUGCUGAUCCACCUGGAUUUUUCUUUCGUGGUCAACUGUCUACAAAUCCUUUUGGUAACUCAAUGAUGGCAAGGUUGUUUGGAGUCACACUGGAUACCAAUAUCAAUGCAUUCAUUACAUAUGACAUUUCUGAUGAAAUCGCAGCACUUCCUAAACGUGACAUUAUAGAUCUUAUCGUAGACAUACUUCCCAGUAUAGAUGAGAUGGUGUUACUGAUCAAUACCUUUAUUGACAACGUUUCUGAAUUUACCCAAUCAGCACUCAGAGAAAUUACAUUAGAACUAAUUGGUUUCAAAGAAGACCUAGAAACUAUUGUCAUUGGAAGAGAAUUAUUCAGUGAUUUACCAGAUAUCUUAUCGCCUGUAAGGUCACGUGCCCAGAAAAUAAUGUACAUAUGCACCGAUCUACAACAACAACUUGCUGAUGAAUCCACAAGAUUAUCUACUGGUAGUGUCGACUCGCUUCUCAACUAUGCACAUCAGUUACAGAGUAAUAUUGAACGAUGUGCACUGCUAUAUGUGGAAAACGUAUUGAAAAUAAGGAAAGAUUACACAGGAGUGGGUCUGAUGUUUCAAGCAAAACUCAAUAUUGUUGCAUUGGGUUUUGGGUCAGUUCAGAUUGAAAUUGUAAAGUCAAACAUGUUAGGUGAAUGCAGUAGAUUCAGUGAUCUGUAUGGUUUGUUUAAAGAUGAUAAGGCCACAAAAGGUUUAAUUCAAUUGGCUCGCAGCAUAAAAUACAAAAUACUGACAAUAGGCCAUAAGUAUUUAGGCGGCGUGUUUGCCUUAGCACCAGACACAGACGAGUUCUUGUUUCGAUUCUUUGGUGGCGUUAAUAUUCUUGGUGUAAAUGCAGAAGCGAAUGUUUUUGUCACCAACGAGGUAAUUCAUUUUGAAAUUGAUGGAUAUAUUUGGGAUGUGUGUUAUGCUACAAUAUUUGCGCAGGCUUCAGUUUUUGUUCCUUGGUCUGAUCAAAGGUGGACGGUACGAGGGGAGUUUGGUUUUGGGACCCAGUCUUUACCAAUGAGAAUGACAGAUGCACUGAUAAAUGCAGCCAAUGCAUUUGGGGAAAAGGCAACUUUGCGAUUGACACAAGCCCAAGAUUUGGUUACAGAUGCCCAGGAUGGUGUCAGUAGAGCUCAACAAUGGUUACAAGACAAAAAAGAAGAUGUUGAUAAGGCAAACAACAAAUUUGACGAAGCUGUAAAUGCGUUAGACAAUGCAGUAGCAGAGAUUGACAGUCUCCAAGAUGAUGUGCAAUCUGCAAAAGACUGGUUAAGGGAAAAACGUCUUGACAUUGAUAACCUCUGUCAAAUGCGAAAUUGUCACAAAAUAUGCAUUCCCUUCAUAAAAUGCCAUUGGCGACGUACUCGGUUUUUAAGGAUUCCAUCUCCUUCAUAUUAUCUAUCAGGCUGUGGAAUUAAAAUAACGGAUCCAUUAUGCAUUGCUGCAAAUAUUAUAUGUGCAGCUAUACGAGCAGUUGCAUAUGUAGCUUUGGGGAUUGCUGAAAAAGCAGUAGGAGUUGCAAUGAUAGCUUUAGAUGCUGCCAAUGAUGCUCCGUUUAAGUGUUUACCAUGCCCACCUGGAAGUUAUCAGCCUGGCAUUGGAAGUGCGACUUGUCUGCCUUGUCCUGAUGGUUAUACAACUUACAAAGAUAGUGCAUUGAGAAUUGAUGAAUGUAAUGUGUCAUUAGUAAGUGACAAGACAACACCGUCUCAGACCACAGUUGUCGCUAUUGAACUAAACGAUCCUGGUAGUUCUGGUGACAUUCUAAGUGUGCUAGAUAUAACAGCAGUUAGUUGUUCUGUCAUUAUUUUAUUAGUUAUCGGCAUUGUCAUAUACUUUGUCGUGAAUAGAAGAAAUAAACGCGGAGUAUAUAGGCCAAUAGAGAGAAGAGAUCUUUCACUCGAAAUGGACGAAACGAACAAUGACCCCACAUCUCAGAAUAAUUUAUAUGACAGUAGCUUCGGCAUCGAUGAGUUGGUCACUGAAAUGUGAAUUCGCCAUCUUUAAAUCAACUGAAAAUACUCAAAAAACAAUUUUGUAUUUUAACAAUAACAAUAUUUUGGUCAACUGGAGUUAAUCACGAUACAUUUUUAGUAUUAAACACUAUUCAUAAAUAGCGGUUGUCGUCGCGAUCACCUGCGAUAUUUCUGUUGAUGAACGGCAAUUUCCCUAGAACCCUUUAUACCCUACCGGUGAGUGCGAGAUUCGAUCUGCUUACAAUGUGC